GAAAGAAGGACACAGGAAAUAAGGUCGUAACCUGGACUAGGAUAGGACGAGUCAAUAUAAUGAUGAGGAGGCGUUGGAAAUGUAUAAAAGGAAGAGAGUUUCUCUGUCUUCAUGAACAUAUCUCUUUGGUAAAUUAAACACCAGGCCACUUGCAUCCAACCAACAUCUCCCCCAACUGCUCAAACUCCAUUUCUGAGAAGUCGACUACAUCAUGGCUCCUCCAGCCCAACUCCCUCUUCGACAGCUCACCAAGGGUGGCCCCAAGAUCCCAUCUAUUGGUCUUGGUCUUAUGGGAAUCAGCGUCGGAUACGGAGCAGCCACAUCUGAUGAAGAACGCCUCAAACUCCUCGAACGUGCAUGGGAACUUGGCUGUACCAAUUGGGACACAGCUGACAUCUACGGCGACAGUGAAGAUGUCAUAGGCAAAUGGUUCAAGCUUCACCCCGAACGGCGUCAGGAUAUCUUCCUUGCGACCAAAUUUGGGCUGAAGGGGGGUGAGAAAGGGAUCGUUACUGAUUCGUCGCCUGAGCAUGUGAGGAAGAGUAUUGAGAGCAGCUUGAAGAGGCUUGGUGUUGAGCACAUUGAUCUGUACUACAUGCAUCGUGCAAAAGAGGAUGUGCCUAUUGAGAAGACUGUGGAAGCCAUGAAGCAAUUGGUCGAUGAGGGAAAGGUCAAGUACUUGGGCCUCUCAGAGAUCUCGUCUACCACUCUCCGCCGAGCCCACGCCAUCCAUCCCAUCUCAGCAGUACAAGUCGAGUACAACCCCUGGACACUCGACAUCGAAGGGGCUUCAGGAACAAACCUUCUCAAGGCUUGCGAAGAGCUAGAGGUGGCGGUGUUUGCCUACUCACCCCUUGGUCGUGGUAUCUUGACUGGCCGUUUCCGCUCUGUCGAUGACUUCGAAGAGACAGAUACCCGGAGAAACCUGACGCGGUUCCAGGGUGACAACUUCAAAAAGAACUUGACGAUUGUGGACCAGUUCAAUGAGUUGGCCAAGAAGAAGGGAUUUACAUCCUCGCAGCUGGUCCUGGCUUGGAUCUUGGAGCAGAGCCCCAACAUGUUUGUCAUUCCUGGCACGAAGAACAUCAAGUAUCUCGAAGAGAACGUGGGAGCAGCAAAGGUGACGCUGAGUAAGGAGGAGAAUCAAGAGUUGAGGAAAUUGGCUGUUGAGGCCGGGGUCGUUGGAGGGCGGGACCCCUUCUUUGGCUGCUUCGCUGAUACAGCUCCUCUGGAGAAGUGAAUGUACACAGAGAUAGCAGUAUCGGUGACACGGCGCUUGCUUCGGUAGCAGUUUCUAGGGCAAGUCCAUGCGAAAAAGUUUGCCAUUCCAUGAAGAUCCAUCGUCAUCAUCA
Molecule: messenger RNA, 1352 nt
Organism: Fusarium verticillioides 7600
Lineage: Eukaryota; Fungi; Ascomycota; Sordariomycetes; Hypocreales; Nectriaceae
Product: alcohol dehydrogenase
Exons: 3
Coding region: 212-1240 (342 amino acids)
Cellular component (GO): cytoplasm
Source: RefSeq, a predicted model, not a curated record